CACCCCCACUGCAUUCACUGUUGAAAUCCCAACUGCAGAAGCAAAAGAAAUCGUGAUUCACCAGCCUCCACAAUAUUAUAUAUGUAAUAAUUCUUUAGCUCACGCGUAUAACUUUUUUUUGUAUAUAUGGCUAUUCAUUCAAUUUUCCAAGUCGGCACGACAUCUUCAGAUAGUGCGUUUUUGUUCUGCAUUGAAGUCAGAUAUCUCAGAAUUGGCCUUUUGUUCUUUAUUUUCCUUUAAAAAACCAAAAAUAAAUCGUGGGUUUGUCCCCUUUUUUCUUCUUCUUCCUUUUUUUUUUUAUUGGCAGAUUGAAGGUUUCUUUUUGCUAUUCUAAAUGUGCAAAUCGAUGGGUUUUACUAAUUGUUUUGGUGCAUUUGAUUCUUGCAAAGAAAAAACUGAAGCAGAGGCCAAAGGAAUUGUUACCAACAAUGUUAAGCUGUUCUCUUAUAAUUCAUUGAGAUCAGCAACAAGACAUUUCCAUCCUUCGAACAGAAUUGGUAGAGGCGGCUUCGGAGUAGUGUACAAGGGAGUUCUAAGGGAUGGAACGGAAGUUGCUAUCAAGACUCUUUCUGCUGAAUCUAAGCAAGGCAACAACGAAUUCUUGACAGAGAUUAAUAUGAUAUCAAGGACCCGACAUGCAAACCUUGUUCAACUCAUUGGGUGUUGCAUUGAGGAUGCUAAUAGAAUACUGGUCUAUGAAUAUUUGGAGAAUGGCAGCCUCGCCAGUGCUUUGCUUGGUUCAAAAAGUAAUGUCUAUCUUGAUUGGCCCAAGAGGGCAGUAAUAUGUAUGGGUACAGCUUCUGGUCUUGCAUUUCUUCAUGAGGAAGCUAAACCCCAUAUUGUCCAUCGAGAUAUAAAAGCUAGCAAUGUUCUUCUUGAUAAGGACUUCAAUCCCAAAAUUGGAGAUUUUGGUUUGGCUAAACUUUUUCCUGACAAUGUCACACAUGUUAGUACGCGAGUAGCAGGAACUAUUGGAUAUCUAGCUCCUGAAUAUGCUGUGUUAGCUCAACUGACAAAGAAGGCCGAUGUAUAUAGUUUUGGGGUACUUUUACUUGAAAUCAUAAGUGGCAAAAGUAGUAGCAAAGCUGCAUUUGGAGAGGAGCUCUUGGUUCUACUUGAAUGGGCAUGGAAACUAAGAAAUGAAGGUAGAAUUUUGGAGAUCGUUGAUCCAGAUCUCAUAGAAUAUCCGCAGGAUCAAUUAAUACGCUUCAUCAAUGUCGCACUCUUCUGUACACAAUCAGCUUCUCAACGAAGACCCGAUAUGAAACAAGUUGUGACAAUGCUUUCAAAAGAUGUUGUCCUAAAUGAUAGCUUAUUAACAGAGCCAGGGGUCUAUAGGCCACGAACUUCACAAAUAUCGGACGAUGGUAGUUUGCACAUAGCGUCGUCUUCUCAACUAAGCAAAGGGAAACAAUUAGCUAAUCCUUUAUCGACAUCAACCCUGUUCGAUAGUCAUCAAAGUAUCACCGAGAGCGAGAUGAUUCCUAGAUGAUGUGCCCAAAGUAAUAUCUACUCAUUUCUACUCCUUUUAACCAGUUGUAGAUUUUCCUUAUUUUUAUCAUUGUAAUAUUAAUUUCUUGGUGAACACAUUAAGUUGGAAAUAUGUAGUUAGUAUGCAAUUUUGACAUGAUUCUAUAAUAUUGUCUAAUACUAUUCAAUUC
Molecule: messenger RNA, 1661 nt
Organism: Olea europaea var. sylvestris
Lineage: Eukaryota; Viridiplantae; Streptophyta; Magnoliopsida; Lamiales; Oleaceae
Product: putative serine/threonine-protein kinase
Exons: 6
Coding region: 335-1492 (385 amino acids)
Biological process (GO): protein phosphorylation
Molecular function (GO): ATP binding; protein kinase activity
Source: RefSeq, a predicted model, not a curated record